AUGUAUGAACAUUUGAUAGUGGUGUUCACUAGACAAGAUGAGCUUAAGGAACACAAUAUGACUAUGUAUCAGUACGUUUCCAAAAACCAGCCAGAUCUGGAAACAGUUCUGAAUAAAUGUCAACGUCGCUUUAUUGGUUUUGAUAAUGAAGGUUCUGUCAUUAGCAAGGAUAAAGACGCGAGGUCACUAAUCCACAUGAUUGAAACCGUCGUUAGUGAAAAGGGUUUCAUCGAUACUGAGAUAUUCCGCGAGAUUGAAGAACAAUGGAUGUUUACUCCCGAAUCAGACAUGGAGGAGAUGAUGGACGACCUUCAAAUAGAACAAUGUUCAGCGAAUGAAGAGACACAGCGAAAAGAUCCAACCGAACAGAAAAGAAGCUAUUUUGGUAAUAAAUUUGAGGAAAUAAGGCAGCAAUUUGAAAUGGCUACACAAAAAGAAACUGAAAUGGAGCGAAAAGAACUACCGAAAGAUGAAUCAACAAAGCAGAACACGAUACAACCAAAACCAAGAACCAACAUCAAAGAACUUGCAGAUAUACAAAUGGAACGCAAUAAACAAUUACAGCACGUAGGACAGAUGAAAGGAGAAAAUGGACGAGAAAAUAUCCGCCAAGAUUUUGUAGCUGAAAAUGGGGCAGGGCAAAUAUGGGAAAGGAUACGCCAUGUUGCUAAACGUGUCUGGGAAAAAUUGAUAUUCAAAAGCAUUGACGAAUCAUUUAACGUGUAG
This is a messenger RNA of Pecten maximus, 726 nucleotides long. RefSeq lists its product as uncharacterized. Lineage: Eukaryota; Metazoa; Mollusca; Bivalvia; Pectinida; Pectinidae. The coding region runs from base 1 to 726 and encodes 241 amino acids. Gene Ontology annotation, molecular function: GTP binding. The transcript has a single exon. The record is from RefSeq and is a predicted model, not a curated record.